Molecule: messenger RNA, 1185 nt
Organism: Synchytrium microbalum
Lineage: Eukaryota; Fungi; Chytridiomycota; Chytridiomycetes; Synchytriales; Synchytriaceae
Exons: 4
Coding region: 1-1185 (394 amino acids)
Cellular component (GO): cytoplasm
Molecular function (GO): hydrolase activity, acting on ester bonds
Source: RefSeq, a predicted model, not a curated record
AUGGCCAAAUAUGAGAUUACUGAUAUGCCACCACCUCGAAUACGGCACUGGAUUCCUCUAUUCGCCGUAGUCAUUAUCAUCACACCUAUAACCAUUGUAGCCAGAAUGUUGCCAUUUUUCGACAUGUCAAUACUAGAAGAUCCACUCCAGUCGGCUGAUUCCUAUCUUCGGUUUGGACGUGAUAACACCUUUAAAAUCUUACAACUGUCUGAUCUACAUUAUGGUGAAGCUCCUGACCAACCGUGGGGGCCUGAACAGGACUUUAACACUACGAGGGUCAUCAAUAAAAUGCUAGACUAUGAAAAUCCUGAUUUCACAGUUCUCGUCGGAGACAUCGUAACUGGUGAAGGAAUACACACACUCCAGGACGCAACUACAUACUAUCAAAUACCACUAAAUACCAUCUCAUCACGAAACUACAAGUUCGCCAGUGUAUUCGGCAACCAUGAUAUAGGACCGGCAUUUGAUCGACACGAUUUGAUAACAAUCGAACGUAAUUAUUCAACGUCUUAUACUAGAGCAGGUCCAAGAACGAUUUCUGGAGUCUCGAAUUACUGUCUUCCUGUGUAUGCAUAUCAGAGGAGGCUAAAGUGGUGGGAGAAGCUGUAUAAAUGGGUCAAAAGUACGGCUGAUAUAGAAGUCGAAAAGCCAUCGUGGAUGUUGUAUUUCAUGGAUUCAAAUGGUGACUCUCAUACCCCGAAUGCUCCUAAUUGGGUGAAUGCAAGUCAAGUGGCGUGGCUAAAUAAAACAAUAACUGAUACGAAUGUAAAAUUUGGUGCUAUACCGUCUCUGGUAUUCUAUCAUAUACCAGUCUAUGAGUAUAGAAUCACCCUCGAGAAGCACUUCACUGAAGAGUGUAAAGGACUCGUCGCCGAGUGGGACAUUGCGUUUCAAAAUGGUGAUGAGGGAUUUUUCAAGUUGCUGUUUGAAUCUCGCGUCGUCAAGGCUACGUUUACUGGCCACGACCAUGGUUCAGGAUGGCGCUGCUCGUAUUCGCCAUAUAUGAACACUACAGAGGAUGAUGGCCAUCGAGUAGAUCUAUGUUUUGGUAGGCAUACUGGUUAUGGUGGGUAUUGGCAGCCAAGUUUUGGUGAUAGAGGAGCUCGAGGAAUAUUGCUAAAUCGCGAUGGCAGUAUGAACACGUGGGUCAGAUUAGAGAACGGAUCUUUAAUAGAUCCACAGUAG